CUACGGGUCUAGAAACAGCAAUGCCAUGCGCGCGUCUUAAAUUUCACCCCUGCCGUGGCCGUCGUACUCUAGUGCUCCCAUGGCGUGGCGCCGUUGGUGGAUCAGUAGUAUGUAAGUCGGACGCAGCUGGGUUUACUCAGUGAUCCAGUACAUGGUUCAUGAGCUGAUGAGCUGCAGUUGCAGCGAACCCACUUGCUGCUUCGGGGAGUGCAGAGCUCUCUGUAGUCGCACCGAGUGCUGUCCCGGUGGUGGCUAAUAAUCAAGCCGUGAUCAGCUCAUGCUAGAGUGUAAGGGCCUGAGAUAGUUGGCUACGUUGUCAAGGCUUGCGAGUUGGCUGUCGGCGUCGUGGUGCCUUUCCCUGCCUUCAGGGCGAGAUGGGAGCUUCUGGGAGAGGGCAGGGUGGUUUCUGGAGGUGGGAAUUCCUCAGACGCAUAGUUGUGUUGCUGCCGCUGCUGCUAUGCCCGGCACUUAUAUCGUGCCAGACGCCAGGUCGAAGCGGAAAUGCAGGAUCUGCGUACAGGAUGGAGAAGCAUGUUAUGGGCAUUAACUACGGUCGCAUCGCGGACAACCUCCCCUCGCCCGACGAAGCCAUCCAGCGAAUUAUGGACUUGAAAAUAGGUCGGGUGAAAAUUUUCAACUCCGAUGCCACAGUCCUUAGUGCACUCGCCAACACGGGCCUAGAAGUUGUAAGCGCACUACCAAAUGAAGACAUCCCUGGCGUUGCGCAGAGCCAGUGGGCUGCAGAUCAGUGGGUGAAGAAAAAUGUCCUGGCUUACUACCCUGCCACAAAUAUAGUGUCCAUCGUCGUCGGGAACGAGCUCUUCUCGUACCCUUCGAUGAAGCCCACGUGGGACAAGCUCAUGACGGCAAUCAACAACGUCCACACAAGCCUCGCGAAGGACAAUCUCACCAGCCGCAUCAAGCUUUCUUCUGCAGUGGCCCUGGAUGUCUUGGCUUCUUCCUACCCCCCUUCAGCUGGUUCUUUCAGAGAAGAGCUUGUGGGACCAUAUUUACAGCCACUGCUGAAGUUUCUCUACAACUCACAGUCGCAUUUUUACGUCAACGUGUAUCCCUACUUCGCCUGGGCAAGCGAUCCCAACAAUAUACCCCUGAAUUACGCUCUCUUCGGAGCUUCAACCCCAGGCGUCGUCGACAAUGGUAAGGCGUACUACAACAUGUUGGAUGGCCAACUCGAUGCUGUUAAUGCUGCUCUUCAGAAAGUUGGGUAUGGGCAGGUGAGGCUGGCGAUCAGCGAGACGGGCUGGCCUACUGCCGGUGACGCCAACCAAGCGGGGUGCAACCUCGCCAACGCUGCCACUUACAACCGGCGUCUCGUAAGGAAAAUGGUAUCGCCCACGAAUGUGGGCACUCCCAUGCGUCCCGGUGUCUACAUACCCACAUUUAUUUUUGCACUUUUUAAUGAAGAUCAGAAGACGGGACAGGGUACAGAAAAGCACUGGGGCUUGCUCUAUCCGAAUGGAACGAACGUCUACAGUAUCGACAUGACAGGGAUGCUCUCUGAUGGCCAGUACAGCCCUCUGUCCGACAAUCCAGUCUUCACAAGCGCCCCCCCUCCAACAUUCUCCCCUGGACUUGUCCCUUCUACAAGUGGAACCUGGUGUGUUGCGAAGUCUGGGAUUGGACAAGAGAUGCUGCAGGGGGCUCUGGACUUUGCUUGCGGCGCAGGGGGUGCCGAUUGCCAACCACUUCAGGCGGGAGGCUCCUGCUUCAACCCCAAUACCAUCCACGAUCACUCUUCAUACGCUUUCAACAGCUACUACCAGAAGACGAAAGCUGCGGGAGGCUCCUGCAACUUUGGUGGUGCUGCCAUGCUUUCCACCACUGAUCCAAGCCAUGGCACCUGCAAGUUUCCGAUCAGUUGAAUGGUCGUUGCAUAAUUUGCACCCGAAGUUCGCUCUCGCUAGAGAAGGGAUGCUCUCUCGAAUGGCGAAUCCAUUCAGAGAGCGUUUAUGUAUAGUUUGUCAGAGCCUCUCCAGAGUUAGCACAGGUUUGGAGAAGCUUGUUACUGGCCCCUUCUAACUCCCACGCUUCCAGAUAACCACAAGCUAACGAAUUGGUUAGUAGUGUGGAGCACUUUGUCAGCUGGAUCAAUCUGCCGUAUUAGAUAUUAUCAAGAUUUUUAAGGAUCUGUUGAGGGUUAGAAACAGCGGGUCUCUACCUGGCCUUGCUCCUAGACAAUUAUAAUCUCAAGGCAAUUAUAUUUUCGGAUAAAGGUAGAAAGCGUGUUGCAAUCUUUCAACCCUAUUUUGAGGCUCACCCACGAAUUGAAAUUACUUUGUUAUCAAUUAAGUGAGUUUUUUCUUUCACAGA
Molecule: messenger RNA, 2331 nt
Organism: Physcomitrium patens
Lineage: Eukaryota; Viridiplantae; Streptophyta; Bryopsida; Funariales; Funariaceae
Product: putative glucan endo-1,3-beta-glucosidase A6
Biological process (GO): carbohydrate metabolic process
Molecular function (GO): hydrolase activity, hydrolyzing O-glycosyl compounds
Source: RefSeq, a predicted model, not a curated record